CCAGUGACGUCGGCAUCGCUCGGCCCCGCCCCGCUCCUCUGCGCUUGGGAUGCCGCUAGCCUGGACAGAGCCGGCGGGUACCGAAAGUGUCCCCGAGAAUUCCACCGUCUCCGUGUGCAGUGGCACCGAGCAAGCGACAGUCCGAGGAGUCCGCGGCGGAGCAACCCCGGCGAAGCACGGAGACACGUCGGCACCCCCGCCCUCCCUGCAGCGGCGUUUCUCGUCUUCACGGAUCCGCAAGCAGGGAGAGGAGGGCUGAAUCCAGGCAGCGGACAGGCCGAGGCGCGCAGGCCCGAGUGAAGCCGCGGCUGUCAUGACAACGGCGCGCGGGUGGCACAGUGUCUAGGAAACCGAGCGGCGACGUGUGACGAGCAGGAUCAAAAUAAGGAGAACGCAAGAGAGGUGUCACCUGCGGACGACGUCUGACCUGCUUAUCCACCAGCCAGCUCUCCUGCUGCUCCCGCUCUUCUGGCAGCCAUGGAUAAGGACUACGAGAAGCGGCUCCUUCGACAAAUUAACUUCCACAACACGUCCAACAACGUCCUGCUGCCGUCGGCGUCUCUAAAUUCGCCAGUCAGCCUUCAGAAGACCGGGGAUCGUUUCAUUCCCGCCAGAGCCGGUUCCAACUGGAGCAUCAACUUCCACACGAUAAACGAGAAUGGCAAGUCCCCCAAUCAUAGCAGGAGGUCUAAGGACACCAGUGCAGACAAUGGCAAAGAUGGCAUGGCCUACGCUGCUCUUUUGAAGAAUGAGCUUCUCGGGGCCGGAAUCGAGAAAGUCACUGACCCCCAGACAGAGGACCGCCGCUUCCAGGUGCCCAUGCAGGAGCGCCGCAACUUGUUUCGGUAUGCAGUCAGCAGCAAGAAGGUCCUGAGUGACGGUGGCAACGAGAUCUCCCCGUACUCACUUUCUCCCCUGAGUAAUAAGAGUCACAAGCUGCUCCGCUCGCCGAGGAAGCCCACAAGGAAGAUCUCCAAGAUCCCCUUCAAGGUUCUGGACGCCCCGGAGCUGCAGGACGACUUCUACCUGAACCUGGUCGACUGGUCCGCCUCCAACGUGCUGAGUGUGGGACUGGGGGCCUGCGUGUACCUGUGGAGCGCGUGUACCAGCCAGGUGACUCGGCUAUGUGACCUGUCAGCUGACGGGGACUCGGUGACUUCAGUGUGCUGGAGUGAAAGGGGCAACUUGGUGGCUGUUGGCACUCAUAAGGGCUUUGUGCAGAUCUGGGACUCGGCAGCUGGCAAGAAAUUGACCUGCCUGGAUGGCCACUCGGCUCGAGUCGGGGCUCUGGCCUGGAACGCGGAGCAGCUGUCCUCCGGAAGCCGGGAUCGUCUCAUCCUGCAGCGGGAUGUGCGCAGCCCACCGGUGCAGAGCGAGCGCCGACUGCAGGGUCAUCGGCAGGAAGUGUGCGGCCUCAAGUGGUCGCCGGACCACCAGCACCUGGCGUCUGGGGGCAACGACAACAAGCUCUUUGUGUGGAACAACUCGAGUCUGAGCCCAGUGCAGCAGUACACGGAGCACCUGGCGGCCGUCAAAGCCAUCGCCUGGUCACCUCACCAGCACGGCCUGCUGGCCUCGGGCGGGGGGACCGCUGACCGCUGCAUCCGCUUCUGGAACACGCUGACCUGCCAGCCCUUGCAGUGCGUCGACACGGGCUCACAGGUGUGCAACCUGGCCUGGUCCAAGCAUGCCAACGAGCUGGUCAGCACUCACGGCUACUCGCAGAAUCAGAUCCUGGUCUGGAAGUACCCGUCGCUUACGCAGGUCGCCAAGCUCACUGGACAUUCCUACAGAGUUCUCUACCUGGCCAUCUCGCCCGACGGAGAAGCAAUCGUGACCGGAGCUGGAGACGAGACCCUCCGCUUCUGGAACGUCUUCAGUAAAACGCGCUCCACCAAGGAAUCCAAAUCUGUUCUGAACCUUUUCACCAGAAUCCGGUAGUCGCUGGACGAGGCGACGAAUUGGCAGCUGUUGUCCCCUGCCACUUGAGGGCCCAGCAGGUGCACGUCUCCUCGUGGCCGAGCGUGCAGGCAAGAUGGCGUCAUCCUGGAUAUUUGAGCCGACCUCGGGGCUGAGCAGCAGUGGCCGUCAGAGUAAGGAGGAAGAGCUCAGCCAUGGCCACGUCCCAAAUGGCAUCCUUGUCACCUGCUCCCUGGGGCGCUGCAGUCGGUCUUGGCGUGUGCUCCUCUAUCGGCCCUGUGGCACCCCUGGCUGAAGCCUUGGCACAUUUCUUAGGUGGCCAACACUGGCGUCUGCCUUGCCAGUUGGAGACCCUGCUGAUAGGGGGUGGACAUGGAGAUGUCCGGCACGUGUCCACCUGGCACUUCUCACAUAAGCCAGACACACGCUGAGAGAAUUGAACAGAUAGAUUGGCCCACAGGCACAUAUAACUGCUGCAUGGCAUGGGUACCAUCUUGCCCCGUGCCAGCUGACAGAGGCCUGUUUAGCAUGGGUGCCAUGGUAUCGUGUGAUCGAGGGGCCUGUGUCAGCUAAGACUUGCAGUCUGUGUGCUGGUGCUGCCCAUUACAGCGUACACCUCACCUGGUGCCAGUGCUCUCUGUAAAGGCACUAUAGGCCUAAAGCCAAGUUACCAGCAGCACAAAGGUGCAGGGUGCCAGUAAUCACGUGGGUCACGUGGCCCAUUUAACAGUUUCAAUUACAGAAUAAACACCACCCAUUGUCCCGCCCCCUGCAUUUUAUUGGCUCAUUUGGUCAACUCAGAUUUCUUCCAGCACCCCCUACUGGAUACCUGAAUGGAAGUCCGCCUUCCACUCAAUGAGGACUUGUGGGAGGUGCAGGUGAAGGACUCUGUGACACCAGUGAAGGGCCCAGGCUGCCUGUCAGCCACUCCACUCCUCCAUCUUUUAACGCUGAGACUCCUCCUCAUCUGCCCCCCUUCUUAACGGGCCGAGCCCUGAGCGCUCAGUACGUGUGCCAUUUGGGACGUGGCAGCCCACCUGUCCAGUCGGUGACAUGCCAGCUCCUUCUGUCACUCCUCACUGCUGCCCACUCCAGGGUCUCCAAGUGAGGCUCCAGAUGGUCCACCGAGUGUCGUAUGCCGAGCCUUCUGACCCCACUGACUGCCAGCCUGGCCAGCGCCUCCUAGUGACCGGUCCCCUAUAAGAGCUGGCGUCAUCAUAUUGUGACUGUUAAAGAAUGACAAGCAGGAUUUGUGACAGGAGUGUCUAAAUGGAAGUGGCCAAAGGAUCAUCCAGCUAAGUUGCGCUGGAGGUGUGGUGGGCCGGGUGGUGUCCUAGGACGUGGCGCACUGGGCUCUGCCACCUCUCUCUGUGUAUAAAGUGUACAUAAAUACCGUAAUUUAAAUAAACGGCCUGCCAAGUG
Polypterus senegalus (gray bichir) is the source of this 3342-nucleotide messenger RNA. Its product is annotated as fizzy-related protein homolog. The coding region runs from base 478 to 1941 and encodes 487 amino acids. Lineage: Eukaryota; Metazoa; Chordata; Cladistia; Polypteriformes; Polypteridae. Gene Ontology annotation, cellular component: anaphase-promoting complex. The record is from RefSeq and is a predicted model, not a curated record. Gene Ontology annotation, molecular function: ubiquitin ligase activator activity; anaphase-promoting complex binding; protein binding. Gene Ontology annotation, biological process: anaphase-promoting complex-dependent catabolic process; positive regulation of anaphase-promoting complex-dependent catabolic process; positive regulation of ubiquitin protein ligase activity. The transcript has 14 exons.